CACCGCUCCUUAUGUGGAUCCUACCCUCACCCUACGAACUUCUACUACCAAUAGGCCACACACCGACUAACAUCGUGAGGUUUUCCUCUUCUUCAAAGAGCGGUGUCUUCGACCCUCUUUCUUACAAUACUAUUGACCAUUCCAACAAGUAAUCCGCGACAAUGAGCUCAAAUCUUGACUUCUCGCCAGAAGGUCUGUUAGACCUUUCGUUCGAGCAACGUGACCCACGAUACCAAUUUACCAAUAUGACUACGCGUUCGACUUGGCCAUUGCCGUUGGAUAUGGCCUCAGGAGGAUCUGACGACCGACGGGAAACUUCGCCAGGACAUAGUGGACACCAACAGUAUCAAACCGGACAUCAUCAUAAUUCUCCCACGUUAUUGACAGAUUGGCCGAUACAACAGCAACCACAGCAUUUGUCACCCCAGCAACUUUCCCCUCAGCAAUUGUCGCAAUUUAUCCCGGAUAACUCGUUGAUGGGACCACAAUAUACAUUUGGCAGCCCGUACCAAACUUCACCUCUCGACUAUGGCUUACCUGCAACCACACAAGCAGCUCUCGAAGCCAGUCUCCAGAUGGAAGCUCCAUUCAACGGACUCACACAGACGGUCGAGGCACAGGCGAAUCAAUGGCAGGAUUGGCAUGAAUUCGAGUAUGCGAUGAAUUUUACCUCGAACCAUGGAAUCCCAAGUAUAGGACGACAAAGUCUGGGAAGCAACUCACCUACGGGUACGUACUUGGAAGUGCUCUCGUUACCCAGUUCGAGUAGCGAUCACGGAUGGUCGACAGUCGAUACGUACCAGGAUUUCAACACCUAUCAACAAGCGCAAAACCAAGCAAUUUUCAACCCCGGGCAAACAUUACAUUUGCGAAGUCACUCGGACUCAUCGCAAUCUGAUGGUCACCAAUCGAUAGAUACGUUUGGCAGUUUUGAGGAUUUGUCAGGAUACCCAUAUUCGCCGUACUCACCGGGCUCGGAUAGCUAUUUGGAUGUGACGGGUGGACACAGGAAUUGUUUCCACGGCGAAGCACACCACCACAGCCACGAUAUUAUCAGUCCCGCCGCAGCCGUUCCCCCGCAACCCAUCCAAGCUCCAUCUACAAAAUCCACGGCGGCUUCAACAACCUCCAACCGCACCUCCCCAUCCAACACCUCAUCGCCUCCCGCGAGAAGAAACUCCGCACCCCGCAAGAGCCCCACGGCCAAAGCCACCAAACCGGUCAUCCGCCGCACCUCCAACGGAAAGAAGGAUGCCCCCCCAACUGAGAAGCGCGUUGGACGAAGACGCGGCCCCUUAUUACCAGAGCAGCGCAAACAAGCUAGCGAAAUAAGGAAAUUGCGAGCCUGUCUCCGCUGUAAAUUCUUGAAGAAGACGUGCGACAAGGGUGAGCCCUGUGCGGGAUGUCAACCUUCGCACGCUCGUUUGUGGCAGGUGCCGUGUACGCGUAUCGAUAUCAAGGAUAUUGGUUACUUCAUGAAGGACUGGAAGGCAGAUUAUGAACGUCACGUGGGGAGAGGUGUGUCUGUUUACAAUAUCAAGGGAUUCUCGCAAAAGGAGGAGUUGCUUUGGAUUACUCAUGGGUAUGGAUUUGCUCUGCCGAUUAUGGCGAGAGAGGUUUACGUGAGUGAUGAUAGUUGCUUUAACGUCGACUGGGUUGAGGGUGAUCACGAAGAACCCAUCGAGUUUGAAACUCGCACCGAGAGAAUGUCUGCUGGUUCCGAAGGUGUCUCGAAUGAAGCAUUAUCUGAGUACCUCGAUAAACACAUUGAUGGGCCUUUUGAAGAAUUCAUCGAUGAGUAUUUUGAGGGCACCCCAUUCAUUACCGAGAUCUUGAAGACCGCUCACCGCUACUACAUGAAAGAGAAGGUUUCCGUCGUCCGCAAGGCAUUGAAACUCGUUCUUGCCUACAACCUCACCUUGCACGUUACCAUGGUCGAGCAAAGAGGAGACGAGCACCCGAUGGAAGGAAUCAUCGAAGACGAGGACUCCAAAUUCAACGGAAAGGUCGUCGCUCCCGUCAUGAUCAAUUUCCAAAUCAAAUGUGCCCUCGCCGACAUGUGGCGUGAACUUCAAAAGGAGAUUCUCGAGGAAUUAUCCUCGCUAUACUCUAGCGUGUACAGUGGCGACAGACUCAAGAACUGGCCUACAAUCUUCAUGCUUGCAUCGAUUCUCCUCGCCGUAUGGGAAGAAAUGCAAUUUGAUUGUCAUUACCGCGUUCCCGACCAAGCAGCCGUCAACAAAUUCUGCAACGAUAUGGAAACCACCCCAGUAGGUGUCAUUGUCGGAUUAUUCCAUGCUAUCUCUCAAAAACUCCCUGCGUUUACCGAUUGGGAAACGAGAAGACAUGGUCAACUCCUCAACAACAACGUAGCUGUCUGCGAAGCCAUGACCGAAAUGAGAGGUCACGUAACCAAGCAUGAAUCCUACCUCAAAACCCGACCGGACGCCAAAUUUGACCGUCGCGACUUCGACUGUCUCUCCAACAAAUUCCUCUCCAAACUCGUCAUUCGCGCAAAUUAAUCCUCCUCCUCCAUCUAUCCCCAUUUGCAAAUAUAUACCUAUCUACCUACCUACCUACCCAGCUACCGCCCGCUAUAUAAACCCCCUCCUGUACAAACCCGUUACCCAUCUCCGGUUUCCGGUACCAAGAUAACGAAUUCAAUGCUCUUCAUGACCACCCAUGACAUGAUAUGAAAAAAGAAAACGAUUGCAGGAAUAUGUUUUUCCACCUUUUCUCUUUCUCUCUCUUUUAGAGAAAGCUAGAAAAAAACGAAUGAAAAGAAUAAUUUGUUAAUUUCCUAUUUUUAUUUUACGUUUUUUUUUUUGUUUUGGGUCAACGGCAUAGCGUUUUGGUUGUUUUUUGAAUUUUUCCUCUAUUUUUUUCUUCUCCUUUUCUUUUCAAUCUUUUAUCAAUCAUCAUCAUCAUCCGAAGCAAAAAGUUUCCUCCCUCCCUCCCCAAUCAACUCAACGACCCCCUUUAACGAAACAAACGAAACAUGUUGAUUUUUGUUGUUCCAUGUAUGUAUGCAUGUAUGUUUGUAUAUCUGAUCAGAUUUUCAAGAAUUCUUCUUUAAAUCUCCAUCUCAUCAUUCCAUACAUACAUACAUACAAACCGACAAAAUCCACCCCCCUUUAACGAAGAUCAUGGAAUUAAAGAACGCUUAACGUUUACAUGUCAAUGUUUUUAUGUUUCUACGGACCCCUAUGUCAUUUUUAUUAUUCAUUAUUCACUAUUCAUCUAUCCCUCUCACUGCGUUUUCUUUCCCAGCCUCUCACGGAAUAAAUGGAUGGAGAGAGAGGUGUUUAUUUUAUUUUAUUUACUCUCAUCUGAUCUGAUCUCGUCGUCAUGGUUUCUCUCAAGCGUUUAUUUAAAAGAAGGCAGAAGAAAUGAUCGAAGUAACUGCCGAAAUAUGAACCCUAUGAAAAGAUUAUUAUUAUGGCAUGGCGUGCAUUGAACUUAUUUAUCUCUCGAUUUGUUUUUCUCUCUCUCUUUUUUUGUCUAUGGAAUGGGGGAAAUCAAUGCGGCAUGCGAUGGGAUGGGAUGAAAGAUGGGCGAAGAGCAAUGGCGCGAGCGAGGGGUGUUUUUUAGCUGCGAGGGAGAGAGGGAGAGAGGGAGAGAGUAUGGAGAAGGAGGAGGAGGAUGUGUAUACGAAGUUAUUGGUUGCUGGACGCAAGAAAGGCAUAUUUUUAUACAUGGGGAGAAUUUUCGGGGAGGGAAGGGUCGUAGAUAAAAACACCAAAAUUUAAAGCCUUUUCACUUGAUGAAUAUUUAAGAUUUUUGAAGAUGUUGAUACUUUGAUGUGCUUGUUGUAUGUUUCUUCUGAAUAUUUAGAUGUAUGCCUAGUAUGUUGUGCAUUUUGAAAUUCGAAUUUUGGAUAGAUACUUGUUUGUGUAGGCUGAGUGGUACUUGUUCGUAUACUUGUAAAGUACCCUCACUUUGUAUAAUGAGGACUUACUUGGGGGUUUCUUCGGUGAUCUCUCGGAUGCGAGAUGCUGACUGUUGCGUUCUUUUAUAUGCACGCCGCACGCGGUUAUCACCGACCAGGGAAUCGAAAAGAUGGAAUGAAUUAAACUUUGGGAUUGAUCGGAUGAAAAGAUUUGAUGGCUUGUUUCUUGAGAGAGAAUUUACAUUUCUGCUAGAUUUUCAGUGUGAAGGCGUUGAAUGAUAAAAUCGAGAGGCAAAGAAAGCCAAAUCUAGAAUUCACGAGACGAAGGAAAAUUUGUAUGCGUAGCCCAAUCCUUUCAAAAAGAGGUCAUAUUUUUGAGGACCAUCAAUCAAUGUAUGUAGACGUGGGUUGAAUAGCUGUAAACUUACUCGCAUCUUCAAUAAUACCACCUACAACGUAUGUACAGAUUGUACGUCCUUACCUCUCAUCUUCCCAUCAGUUUUACAUCCAUCCAUUGCCGACUUGCCAGACAGAUUCGGAGUUUUUGACCGGUGUCCCAAGAUAUUCUCUUCGAAAAGGGCUGGCAUCUCCGAGGCCUCAUCGGGGUUUCUGGUACCAGAUACACAUAUGAAAGGAAUCAUACGUUCUUUCCCUCUUUGAACCUUGGAAAUGGGUCAGCUGCUGACCAAGUGUACCAAGAAAAAGGAUUUAUUUAUGUAGGAGUAUGCACACUGUUUCUCUGCUUCUGUAUUGCGUUGUCCAAUUUAUGCACCUGCAUUUGGGCCCUGGAUUGGUCGGUCAUGGACAGGCCGAUAUUGAAAGUUGACUGAGUGAUCCAGUUGAUUGCAAGAAUCAGGGAUGUUGAUACCAUUUUCCAUUUCCUUAAUCUGUGAUCCUUUAUCUAUUCUCGUGAUUGGGAUUGCAAUAUUGAGCAGGGAAAUGACGUAUCAUGAAAGGAAACCCUUUUUGUAGAUUUUGAUGAUUUGGAGAGGAGAGUAAAGUUUGGAUUAUGCGAUAACUUGCUGCUACUUGCUAGUGCAUUGCGAGAUAUUCUAUGCAGGAGUUUGAAACGGAAAGUGCAUCGGAUUGUGUACAACUGGCAGUUUUUGGCUGCAAGGUGCAGAUUUAAGUUAAGCAUCAAGCAUUGAGACUGAGACUGAGACUAAGACUGAGACUAAGACUGAGACCAAGACUGAGAGACGACGAGUAGAAAGGCGAUCAAUUAUUGGAACUGCGAUAGAGACAUCUGAUGGAUGGGUCCGAGUACGGAGGCGAUGAGGCGAUGAAAAGCAAAAGAAGGAAAAAGGAGAGAGGUUGGAAAGAUGGUUGAUGAUAUGAUAAACAUUGUCCUUUCUUUCCACGAUUCAUUCAUCUAUUGAUUCUCUUCAUCGUAAAGCCAAAUCCCAGUUGAGCGAGACCGAGUUGAGGUAGAAGGCGGGGUCAAUGGCAAACUAAUCCAUUAUAGGAAAGGUCUAGAGCUGAUAAGGGGGAGUUGCUCAGUUCUCAAGGUGUUGACGGUGUUGACGGUGUUGACGUUUGGAAUUUGAGUAUAUUCAUCAUUCAUCACCCCUGGACAGCAUUAUCUCGUACCAAGAAGAUAUUGAUGAUUAUGAUGUGAAUGCGAGUAAGCAGUAUGAAUGAUUACAGGACAAUAUGGAUAUGGAUGUGAACGUACGAUGACUAAGAAGAACUUAUCUAGUAAUGAGGUAUUCCGUAGAAAGUACACCGUAUUGAUUUAUAAUCAUUCAUCUACUCCGGUACUCGUACUCACCUAUUACUAUUCACUCAGGUCCAGAUUCCGAGAAGAUUC
This is a messenger RNA of Botrytis sinoallii, 5699 nucleotides long. RefSeq lists its product as uncharacterized. Bases 162 to 2522 code for a protein of 786 amino acids. Gene Ontology annotation, biological process: regulation of DNA-templated transcription. Lineage: Eukaryota; Fungi; Ascomycota; Leotiomycetes; Helotiales; Sclerotiniaceae. The record is from RefSeq and is a predicted model, not a curated record. The transcript has 2 exons. Gene Ontology annotation, molecular function: DNA-binding transcription factor activity, RNA polymerase II-specific; zinc ion binding.